Messenger RNA from Abrus precatorius (Indian licorice), 1263 nucleotides. RefSeq names its product cystinosin homolog. The transcript has 8 exons. Bases 121 to 954 code for a protein of 277 amino acids. The record is from RefSeq and is a predicted model, not a curated record. Gene Ontology annotation, biological process: L-cystine transport. Gene Ontology annotation, cellular component: vacuolar membrane. Gene Ontology annotation, molecular function: L-cystine transmembrane transporter activity. NCBI's taxonomy places the organism in Eukaryota, Viridiplantae, Streptophyta, Magnoliopsida, Fabales, Fabaceae.
AUACUAGUCUUUUGUUAAAAAACUUCUGACCGGAGCAUCAUUAUAUUAUCCUUAUCAUAUAAGAAACGCACAAAAGGAAGGUUGAGAUUGCUGAGAGUUUGGGAGAAGAGCGAAAGAAAAAUGGCGUCUUGGAAUUCAGUUCCUUUGAACGUAACCUACGAAUUUCUGGGUUGGUUCGCUUUCGUUUCUUGGUCCGUCAGUUUCUACCCUCAAGUCAUCUUGAAUUUUCGCAGGAAGAGUGUGGUUGGGCUCAACUUCGACUUCGUGCUGUUGAAUCUGACCAAGCACAGUUCCUAUCUCAUAUACAACGCUUUUCUCUACUUCAGCUCUGCUAUUCAGAAGCAAUACUUCGACAAAUACGGUUACGAAGAGAUGAUACCUGUGGCAGCAAAUGAUGUUGCUUUCUCGAUCCAUGCUGUUCUGCUGACGGCAAUUACAUUGUUUCAGAUUGCAAUCUAUGAACGUGGGAGUCAGAAAGUGUCCAAAAUUUCUGUUGGAAUUGUCUCUGUUGCUUGGCUUACGGCAGCGGUUUGUUUCUUUGUUGCUUUGUCAAAUCAUUCCUGGCUUUGGCUUCUCUCCAUCUUCAACUCAAUUCAAGUAGUUAUGACUAUUGUAAAGUAUAUUCCUCAGGCAAUCAUGAACUUCGUAAGAAAAAGUACUGAUGGCUUCAGCAUUGGUAACAUUCUACUUGAUUUUUCUGGAGGGAUAGCAAACUAUGGACAGAUGGUUGUGCAAUCAAUAGAUCAAAAUUCGUGGAUCAACUUCUAUGGUAAUAUAGGAAAAGUUUUGCUAUCUCUGGUAUCUGUAUUCUUUGACAUUAUAUUCAUUAUUCAACAUUAUGUUCUGUAUCGUGGUCAAAAAUCCUCCAAAGCGGUAAAUACUACAGAACAUGAAGAUCAAAUCAGAGAGCACCUUGUCAGACCUUCUGAUCAAUUACCACAAGAGAAUGUGUAAGAUAGGAACUUCAUAAUGUAUGUUGAACUUCCCAUUGAUUGAUAUUAUUAUCAAGAUCAAAUUAGGAUGUUUUUCUUAUCCUAUACAUCAGGAGCACCAUUUUGGUUGGAGCUUCAAUAAACUUCGUUGUAUAAGUUUUAAGAAUUAUAGUGGUACAUUCUUUAUACUAAUUUGUAUCAGAACUUUAUAUAUGAUCAAAAUGACUAUCAUUCUAUUAUCAAGCUACUGAAUUCCCUACUAGGUGGCUGUCGCAAGAGAUCAGAUUAAAACAGAGAUGUACCAAGUAUAAAGCUGUUUGAAAUUUUCCAC